Messenger RNA from Phytophthora nicotianae INRA-310, 985 nucleotides. RefSeq lists its product as hypothetical. The transcript has a single exon. The record is from RefSeq and is a predicted model, not a curated record. Lineage: Eukaryota; Oomycota; Peronosporomycetes; Peronosporales; Peronosporaceae. The annotation marks the transcript as partial.
GCCGUCCUUGGACUCGGACACUCCUCGAGGCAGCUUGGCGUCGAGUCCACUUAGUGAUGCGCGUGACGAAUCUCCUGCCGACCUGUUCCGCUCUCGCGAAGACUCGUACGCUGAUUCCACUCGAUCUCGCGGUGAUUCGUACGCAGAUUCGAUCCGAUCUCGCAACGACUCCUACGCUGAUGUGUUCCGGUCUCGCAAUAACUCGUACGACGACGUGUUCCGAUCCCGUGGAGACUCGUACGCUGAUGUUCCGUCCAAGACGGACUUCGAUGAACACAAUCUCAGCGAUGAAGAGACCCACAAUACUCCGAAGUAUUUUGAUACCGACAGCGAGCGUGCGAGCUCAAUCAUCAGCGACUCUCCUGUAUCCGGCCAGAAUACUUUGGAAGAGAAGAACGAAGAGCAAGAAGAGCAAGAAUCUCGAAAGAAAAGUGGCAGUCGUUGGCGCGCGUCGAGCGUGCUUAGCGCGCUUUCUAGUCGUCGUUCAAGCAAGCCAACCAGCUCACCAACGUCAUCCCUCGAAGAUGAGGAGAAGGACAUCGACCAGAAGAAGAAUCGAUCAAGUACUUUACCCUCAGUCGCUGCCAGCGGCUUGAGCUCUGUGGCUGGCCUACUGAACCGGAAGCUUUCGGUCCCAGCGAGCAACAACAACAGCACCACGAAAUCCUUUGAAGAAGAUAUUGAGGAAUCGUUCGUGUAUUCGCCGCCAGCUCAGCAGGCCGCCAAGAGCAAGUCACGCUUCGGUCGCUUCACUGCCCCCACGGUGUCCAAGCCGGCAUUCCCGUCUCGUUUUGCGUGGAAGAGCCGAGGACGACGCGGUACGAACGAUGAGGAAGACGAUGAACUUGCAAACACCCGCGCUGCCUAAUCUAUCAGACCCAAGACAAACUUGCUGUAAGCAUUUACGCAUCCACUACUUGUAUGCGUGGACUAGUUUUGUGCAUGUAUUCUACAGCUUAAAUAAACAUGUUUUGCUACGUCACCA